AGUACAUAAUACAUGCACAGAUAACCAUUAGCUUCUAACAGUCGGACGUGGUUUAAUAAUGACUGAAAUUCUUAAAGUCUAAAUGCUGUUUUGGCUGGCUAUUGGUUGUGGUUGUCAUGGGGAAGAGAAGAUUGGGUGAUGUUUAUGGGAUGGAGCGCUUACAUUUAAAGGCUGUUUCGAUGGGGACUUCGGAAAUCCGGAGAGCAUUCACCACAGUCAUGUCUACGGGUCGCAGUGAGGAUUUUACCAACAAGUGCAGAGAAGUUACAAGUGACGUUUGCAUGAUUUCAUCAGAACUUGUGAAUGACCGAUUAGAUCCUGCUUCUCCGUCUGCUUUACCCCAAGCAAUGGCUUCUGAUGCUUUUCAAGGCAAAGUAGUUUGCACGGGGUGUAGAGAUGACAUCCUAGACAGGUAUCUACUUAAGGUAAAUGACUUGUGCUGGCAUGUGCGAUGCCUUUCAUGCAGUUUAUGCCAAACCACUCUCAGCGGAAACACAACCUGCUAUGUUAGAGGGCGAGAGGUCUUCUGCAAACUAGAUUACUUCAGAAGGUAUCGGACAUGGUGCUCGUGCUGUGGGGAAACAGUUCAAUCUUCGGACUGGGUACACAGGGCGAAGGGAAACGUUUACCACCUGGCAUGCUUCUCGUGCUUCUCCUGUAAGAGGCAGCUGUCCACAGGCGAGGAGUUUGCAUUGGUUGGGCAAAAAUUGUUGUGUCGAAUUCAUUACGACAGCAUGCUGGACAAACUCAAAGGGUCCUCUGAAAAAGGUUGUGAAAUAAACCAAAAGCUGUCAAAAAGAGCACGUACCAGUUUCACUUCCGACCAGCUACGGGUUAUGCAGGCUCAGUUUGCUCAGGACAAUAACCCAGACGCACAGACACUUCAGAGGCUUGCUGAACAGACUGGGCUUAGUCGACGCGUCAUUCAGGUCUGGUUUCAAAACUGUCGUGCCCGUCAGAAGAAGAACAUCUCUCCCUCUCAUUCAGGAAUAACGGCAGGAGGUCUGUCGUCACUCCGGGUGGUUCCCAACCUAAAUGAACUGAUUUAUACAAACACAUCCACGCUUACAGCCUUACACAGCAUCUGCAUCGAUGAAAUCACCACACAAUACCAAUCCAAGACACAAUGUUCAAUUCACGAGGGAGCAGAUUUCCAAUGAACCUGCCAAAUUGGUUCUGAAAGCGCAUUGAAAGAUUCAUAUGAGAAUCAGACCGAUUCGACCAAACCGAUCGCAGCUGUUCUUGAGUCAACAACUAACUGAUUUAACGAUUGGGUCAAAGACUUGACACUUGACUUGGACCUCAAAGAGUUGAAACUUGACUUGGACUUAGAAGCUUGGACCUCAAAGACUUGAGAAUUGACUUGGACCUCAAAGACUUGUAAACAUGUCUGGGAAAAGGUGUGUCAAGAUGACAUAAAUUUGUUCCUAUGUUAAUGGCUCUGUUUCUCUUUUAUCUUCAGUUCACACACCAACAUCUCUACUCUAUCAGCCAUUACUGUCCCAACAACUACUGACCAGCAGCAGCUAAACAUUUAACAAUUCAGUAGUAAAUGUUGUGCCAAUUAAUAUAACAAUAUUUAUGCAACUAAUACAUUUCUAUUACAUGUAUUCAUUAGUUUGUUUUAAUUUAUUAAUGUGUAUUUUGUUCCCAUCACAUACGGUUUAAGUAAAAAUAACUUGUGUCUAUAUGAAAUACUUUAUUUCCAAAUUGAUCCUUGCAUGCAUUUGGAUUACAUCAUACAUUGUUAUUAUGCAUUGUAAAUUAGCAUAAUAUAAAGUCACAAAAAUAAUAAAAAUGUUUACCACACUGUAAAACAAGAGAAUUAAAUAAAGUGAAAUACUAAUAAGAUAAGGGUUAAACUAAAGAAUAAUGCAAUUUAAAUUAAUUAUGAGAGCUGAUUUUAAUUUCAGCACAAGCACUCAUUGUUGUAGUGUUCACAUUCAAGUGUUCUUAACAUAAAAAUGGUACGGAAUACAUAUUAGAAGAAACAUCCCUUUCAAAUGAUGAGCAUUGUAUAAAAAAAGGAGGUAAAACUUCAAAUGGUUUGUAAUCGCAUAACUUCAUCAAAAUAUGAGCAAUUAGUCCACCUUACUAUAACAACCAAUAUUCUGUACGCAUUCAUAUAAAGGUGUUAUGAACAUAAAUUCAAGUCCUUGGCUAAAAUGAAGUGUGAAUGGACACAAUGAAAUCUCUGAAGGAGCGAGGGGUGUAACCUCCUGCUGCUAGAGAGCAAUGGAUCUGACGAGAAAUGCAGUUGGAUGGAUGAAUAAGAGCAGUAAUGAAGGAAUAAAUAAUUUAAAGCUCUGCACAGCAGAAAAGGGCUCAAAUCAACAUGUGGUUGAGGUUAAAAGAGAUGUUAACGGCAUGUUGGAGUAAGGCACUUCAGCUGAACUGCAAACAGUAACUUAAAAAAGUUCAUUUAGUGAG
Pimephales promelas (fathead minnow) is the source of this 2430-nucleotide messenger RNA. Lineage: Eukaryota; Metazoa; Chordata; Actinopteri; Cypriniformes; Leuciscidae. The record is from RefSeq and is a predicted model, not a curated record.